Molecule: messenger RNA, 781 nt
Organism: Musa acuminata subsp. malaccensis (wild Malaysian banana)
Lineage: Eukaryota; Viridiplantae; Streptophyta; Magnoliopsida; Zingiberales; Musaceae
Source: RefSeq, a predicted model, not a curated record
GAUCUCGUCUUCUCUCCUGUAGAGGCUUUCGUUGGUGGAGUUGGGGAGGAGAGUGCGAUGGGGUUUGUCUCGUUCGCCGGAAGGGUCCUCUUCGCCUCCGUGUUCCUUCUUUCCGCUUACCAGGAGAUUAUCGAAUUUGGAGUUGAUGGUGGGCCAGCAGCAAAAGUUGUUGCACCAAAAUAUGACACUUUUGUGAAUCAUGUUACCUUGCAUCUGGGGGUAAAAGUCCCUGAAGUUGAAAUGAAACAUGUGAUUGCAGCUACCAUAGUUCUUAAAGGGCUCGGAGGCCUUCUAUUUAUCUUCAGCAGUUCCUUUGGAGCAUAUCUUCUGCUUCUUCAUUUGGCAGUGGUGACACCCAUCGUGUUCGACUUCUACAACUACGAUAUCCAAAAGCCCGAAUUUGUGGAACUAUUUUUCAAGUUCACACAGAAUUUGGCUCUUUUCGGUGCACUGCUCUUCUUCCUAGGCAUGAAGAACUCAAUUCCAAAGAGGCAGUCCAAGAGGAAGGCGGCUCCCAAGACAAAGACAGUCUAGAUGAAGCUGGUUGCAGCCACAACAGCAGUGGGUCUUAUGAUGAAGAUCAUACGUCCUUGCAACAGAAUUACCUCAUUGAAGCUGCUGCAAGAACGUAAUUUUGUACCUUUAUAAUCAGAUUUUUCCCUGAAAUUUAGUUGUUAAACAUGUUAUUUUAGAUGAGAUUGGUAAUUUAAGCUCGUGUUAUUGGUUUAUGCACUUCCUGUUCGAUCACAAACAAUAUAUUGCGACUCAGUGCUUUUUGUCA